Molecule: messenger RNA, 3017 nt
Organism: Dendroctonus ponderosae (mountain pine beetle)
Lineage: Eukaryota; Metazoa; Arthropoda; Insecta; Coleoptera; Curculionidae
Product: polynucleotide 5'-hydroxyl-kinase NOL9
Exons: 5
Coding region: 117-2426 (769 amino acids)
Biological process (GO): cleavage in ITS2 between 5.8S rRNA and LSU-rRNA of tricistronic rRNA transcript (SSU-rRNA, 5.8S rRNA, LSU-rRNA)
Cellular component (GO): nucleus
Molecular function (GO): polynucleotide 5'-hydroxyl-kinase activity
Source: RefSeq, a predicted model, not a curated record
CUCUUUCUACACUAAGCUUCACAUGUUUUGUUGAGGUUAGAAUGUCAUAGUGUUUGUAAAAUUUGUGCCGCAUUUAGUGAAUACCGCAAAAAUACGUAAAUUUGUAUAACUUCUCAAUGGCGAAACUAGAAGAAAACUAUCUACAGACAGUAAGGGAAAACCUAUAUAAACCACGAAGCAUCCAAAGGGCUGCGAAGGAGCCGACAACAGUGAAGGCUUCAAAACAGGUGAAAAACAACCAUCGGGCUCCGCCAAAAACACAUGCAAAGAAAAACGUGCACCCUGUGAAAGCUCCGGAGCCUUCCAGCUCCGAUGGUUUGGACAAAAUACCUGCAAAUACUUCGAGAAGUUCGCCCACAAGUUGUGUUCAUCAGGGUCAUGUUUCAGAUAGAAAACCCCCAAAAUCGAAACACCGAUCAUAUGCCGAUUGGAAUGUUAGUCCAAUUCCGCCUCAAAAAAGACGCAAAUUAUCACAAAGGAGCCAAGACUGGGAGGUAUCAAAGGUUGAACCAAAUACCAACCCGCAAAGGGUAGUAAAAGCCUCCAAUUCCAUAAGUCCUGCUUCAGAAGAUCUAGCAGAUUUUUAUGACGACGCAACUAUCACUGUGCAGGGUUUAAAAAUAGAGAGAUUUUUUAAUCAGUUUCCGCCGAAGCACAACUAUUCAUUGGGAAGCACGAUCAGCAUUCUUCCGAUUCCAUCGAAGAUUCUUAGGUCUGUCCAAGAAGAUGAAGAUGAUCCUAUGGAUUCACAUCUGGAUAGUCCAGGAAACACUGCAGUUAACGGGGAAAAUGGUAAUGAAUUGGACGAGCUUGUGGAUUCGUCUCAUGGCAGUGAUAUGGAAACAGACAUUGUACUGGAAGAAGAGUCUCAUAUACCGGCACCGCCAAAUAGAACAAUGUUUAUCCUGAAAAACGGCAGCAGAGUCAUAGUUUUGGACGAGCUCAAUGAAAGAGUCUACUUUAACGGCCUAUUUUGCCUAAAAGUGUUGAACGGACAAGUAGAAGUGCUGGGGGCGAAUUUUGAUACAACCUCCUCAGAAGUAAAACUAUACUCGCCCAGAGGAACAUCACUGCUAUAUCUCCGGAACAGUUCCGAACUGUAUGUAGAUAACAAAGCAGUUCUGUGUCUAAAAGACUUGGUUCCUCAUCAUUUAUUGUCUGAGCACCAAAUGAGUCUACGCUUUAAACCGCACUGCGCCAUAAUAUUGUGCCGAGAACUCAACGAGCCAUCUACAGACUUUAUUAAAAGCCACAUCGCUCAGAAAAUAUAUCCAGAUAAUGCUCUCAGUCAACCAAACAUUGACUUCGAUUUGUUAGGGAGCUUCAAUAGAACCGACAUUUCCAUGGAAUGGAAAAAUGCUUUGGAAAGCGUCCACUUAAACAGUAAACUGGUGAUUUGCGGUGGCAAAGGAGUGGGAAAAAGCACCUUUUUAAGAUAUUCAAUUAACACUUUGCUGAAGCAGCAUGGAAAGAUCACCGUUGUGGACUUGGACCCUGGACAAUCCGAGUUCAACCCACCAGGCUUCGUUUCCGUGUCUACCAUAGAAGAUUAUAUUUUGGGUCCCAACUUUACCCACCUACAAACUCCAGACAUCUCAAUUUUAUCGCACAUUAACAUGGGCCAGAACAUUCAGCAUUACUUGAAAACCGUACGAGUACUGAUGCAAUCGGCGGACUUUCCCAGUGGGAAUUUUCCCGUUUUAAUCAACUUCCCAGGUUACACUCAAGACCUGGGUAUGGAGAUUGCAGGAAACCUUUUCCAAGUGAUUACUCCCGACGUUGUCAUCGAACUCAAGAGCACGAAGGCCAACAGGAAUUAUAAAAUGCCCGUCACAGCCGCAAAUAUUAACACCAUUCUCCAGUCAAGCAUUUUAAGGGACGAAAACGUGAACGGGAAUAGUGUAGACUUUCAGCAUAUCCUGCUGGAAAGCCUUUCAGAGAAAAACACCGCUUGGUCAUUGGAGACCAGACAGUCUAGGGAGUUUUCCGUACUGGCCUAUUUUGGAAAAUUGAUGUCUAGUAGUGUGCAGGACUUGACAAGCCCCAAUAUCGAUAUGUUUUGCAUCAACUUGUCCAAGCUAAAAAUAGUAAACCAGGACGGACAGUCUAUUUCCCCAUUGGCGGCAAACGGAAAUGUGGUGGCGCUGUGCUCACUUAGUCUGCAGGAUCCCGAAAUAUUCAUCUCAUAUGGAUAUGGCUUUAUUAGGGGAAUGGACUUGGAGCAAGACACCCUGGUACUGCUAACUCCAGAGCCGUUAGAACGACUGGAGAAAGCUGAUCAUUUGGUACUGAGUUCUGUGACUACGCCGCCCUCUCUAAUAAUGUCAGCAGGCAAUGUAAAAAGCCAAGUUCCUUACCUGAGUAGUGGAGAAUUGAUCGAGUUCGGUCAGCUCACAAAGCGGUCGUACGUACCCCCGAAGAAGUGAUGUUCCUGCUCUAAUACAGGUUUACCUGAAGUUUUCAAAAUAUAUUUCAUUAGAAUGAUCAAUUCAUUUAAAGCGAAUUUAAAAAUUUUAUAUUGUCGAAAUUUAUUUUCUGUCUAUUGGGUCUUAUAUAAGUAUUUAUGAGGCUGAACUUAAUAUACAAGGCGAUUUACAUAGACCAUGCCAACCCAACUUGCAGUUGUAGAAAAUUUUAAAAAAAGUUGUACUUUUCGAGCUCUUUGAAUUUCUUCCGAAAUUCUAUUGUGUAACGGUAAAAAAUGGAAGUUCCUAAAACAGCUGCAAGUUGGAAAACUUCUAAUGCACAGUCUAAAUAUUUUACCUUUGUUUACACCACUAAGAAGCCCGAAAGACUGGUGAGUUUUUUCAAGUUUUUUGGUGGUGCUUGUAGCGGCUGGGCCGAGCAAGAGGAAAAAGUUCUAGAGGUGUGGAAUUCACUCAAUAACUUCGCCUCGCAUGGAAAUAGCACCAUGCAAUAAUACCGUUUAUUGCCAAUAUAAAUACAACAUAAAUAUUACAUAUUUGGUUUUGUUAAGUAAUAAUAAUUGAAAAUUAUUAAAGAAUUCUUCAGUUUUA